AUGUACAUGUCUACUACAAUAUACCACACGAGGCUGCGAGCCGAAAAGAUCCUAGUCAGUUUGACUGCCAAGCACAAACGGGCAACGACAGCUGCCACACCAACAGCAGCCGCGGUCGAGCAAGUACGAAGCUUGGAGACCGCUGUUGAAGGGACAGACUCUACUGCCACAAAAACGGAAAGCCGCCUUCAGAGCACAAAUGCCAGUACUCAGCCACCGGAACUGGUUGUGCCUGCGUCCAAGUCUGCUACAUCUGAGUCGUCAGGUGCCGUCCAAGAGUCUGGCUGUGGUGGGCCGGAGGAAGAACCAGCCCUCGCAACAGCGAGUCUUUGGGAUUGCGCCGUGGUCCAGCUUGCGGCGAGCGAUGGAAAACUUGUGGCAGACUACGAAGAGCUUCUCCUGAAACAUUUGAUUAGAACCGAAGAUGCCGCAGCUACGGGUGCCGCAGCUACGAAUGCCGUAGCUACGGAUGCCACAGCUACGAUCAACAGAGAUCAACUCGACCGGAUGCUGGAUCUUGGUCUCGACCGCAAAGAAAAGAACAAACUCGAAUACAUGGUGUUUGGGAAGAAAUUCGUCAUCGAGGACAAGAUUUCCGAGACCACAGACCUGGUUCUCAAGUUCAAAAACUUCGUUUCCGAGGCAGUCAAGGUCUCACCAGAAGCAUCGCUGGCGUGGGCUGGCGUAUGUGUAAUCUUGCCUCUCUUCACCAAACCGAGCACUGCCUACGAGGCGCAGUCCUCUGGGUUUCAUUACGUCACCUCCCGCUUGCAACUAUACGCCGAAUAUGAGAUUCAAGUUAGAAAACGCUGCAGCGUCGUGCGGGAUGAAAUGGCCAUUCAGCUGGAAGCCUUGCUGGUGAAUCUAUACGAGGAAUUGCUCAGGUUUCAGCUAAGCACUGUCGUGUACUUUUAUCGGAGCUGGACCAAGAACACUGUGAAGGGCAGUCUUCUGUCUGACGAGUGGGAGUCGAAGGUCAACAAAGUCAAGGACGCGGAAGGCACAGUGGCAGAAUAUUUGAGUCGACUGCAAGAGACGGACAUGAUUUCGACUCUAAAGGAAAUGAAAACUACUGCUAACAAGCGAUGCGCCGACUUGAAGACACUACUCGACGUGUCGAUGCAAACUCUGAAUGUCAUAAAGGACAUCAAAUACUUGAUCGAGUCUGAUCAGCGACCGCUAGACCUUCGAAUUAUUGCUGAAGCUUGUCACAACAGCGCAGAGGUGGCGGCUCGCGGUCAGUGUCUUGGCGGAACAAGAAGCAGGCUCAAAGGGCAAAUAGCAACCUGGUUCAACAAUCAAGCUGGGCCUAACAUGCUGUGGCUCACCGGGCCUGCUGGUAUGGGCAAAUCUACAGUAUCGCUCACCAUUGCUGACGAGUACGCCAAAGACAGACGACUGGCUGCGAGCUACUUUUUCAGUCGCGCCCGCCAAGGAGCGGGCGAAAUUCUUCAAUUCUUGCCAACAAUUGCUAGUCAGUUGGCGCAAAACCUUCCCGUGUACAAGAGCAUGUUGCGCGAUGCCUUGAGUGACAUGAGCGGUGAGACGCUGGCGAAGAAGUCCCUUGAGGCGCAAUUCGAUAUAUUGUUCAGAGGCCUUUUGGAGCAAGAAGACAUUGGGUCGGUCAAUGAAGAAUGGAAACUUGUAGUUGUCGACGCACUCGAUGAAUGCAAACAACAGACUAGCCUGAGAGAACUCGUCGAUCUGCUAGCUGAGUUGGCGAAUUUGGAAUUCCUUCGAUUGCGAAUAUUCAUCACAAGCCGCGACGACACCACUACGAGCGCCGCCUUUAUGCAAUUGCAGGAAAACAAAUACAAAUCCUUGGAUCUCCACAAAGACUUUUCGGAUGAAUCCACCGAGGAUAUUCAAUCCUACUUGACAAACGUCUUCGAGAAGACGAACCUCGCGAUGAAGACCAAGGACCCAAAGUUGCUUCUUGGUGACCAAGACUUGGCAACAAUUAUUGACCUUGCUACGAAGCCCUACCCUCUUUUCAUUUACGCUUCUACUUUCCAUCGAUUCUUGCAGAUAAACAGUCCACGAAGGACGCCUCGUUCUCAGCUGGACCGCUGGCUUCAGAAUCCUGAUGGCCUUCUUCCGCAGCUGACGCAGCUUGACCUGCAAGUACUCAGAGAAGCGUUCAAACCAUCGAGCGACGAACAAGACUACUUCACAGAUGCGGAGACAUUGAAAAUCGAAAUGAUGAAUGGUAAAAACAUUAUUACCGCCGUUGUUCUAGCCGCAGAGCCCCUUCCCCCAUGCCACUUGGCGUGCUUGCUCAGAAUGGAGCUUCAUAUUGUAACAGGAUGGCUCCAGCAGCUCCGAGCAGUCUUGAGUGCUCCAAAUGACUUUAAUGAGCCAAUUCAUUUACUGCACAAAUCGUUCAGCGAUUUCUUGCUCCAUGACAAAAUCCCAGCUUCCGAAGAGUUCCGCAUAGCGAUGCAUGCUGGACACACACUAGAUAUUUGUGGCUUGGAGAAGCCUGGUGUCUAUGCCAUGGAUGUGGAAGAGACGCUCAUCGCAGAGUUUAUCCCUGGUGAUUUGGCAUAUGCAUCGAGGCACUGGCUUCAUCAUCUGAACAUGGCUGAGCGACAGCUACAGAAUCUCGCCGACAUUUGCGAGUUUAUCGAAGUGCAUCUUUUGCACUGGUUGGAGGCAUUGUCCCUGUUGGGGAGUAUAGCAAAUGCAAUCUUGGGAACGUCAGUCUUGGCUGCAGCUACCGCUUCGAUAGAUGACGCAGUGUUAUCCGGCAACGGUCGGGUACUAGCUGUCGCAACCGAAGGCUACGCGGAGCUGUACGAUACGACAACAUGGGACUGCAUCCUCGCCUAUUAUUUUGAAAAUAUCUGUCCUUGUGGUUUUGCAAUCUCAUAUGAUGGCGACCGACUGGCAUUCGUCUCAACUCUCACAAAUGACAUGCAGGUUUGGGACUGGGCGACAAGGACCUUGGUGCACACCUUCCCCUGUCAUACAUCCUACCUCACACCUCUUCACUUCUUUGACAAUGACACGAAAUUAGCCUGCAUGACGGAAGAUGGAGGAAUAGAACUGCGACUUGUCUCAAGUGGCGCUGUCUUGAAAGCAAUUGGCGCACGACAACUUUUUGCACGUUGGUGGAAUUCCGACAACGAACAAGAUCCUACCCCAUAUCUUUGCUGCGAUCAUCAAUUAUUUGACCUUUUUGCUGGGCGGUUUUGGAGUCACCACGAUCAAGACGAUGAUGUCGCAUUUUCGGCACAAACAGGACUUCUCGCGCGGGUCCAAGGCAGCUCCCUGGAACUAUACGACAAUUUGACCGGCAAACUCUUGAAGGCUGCUACAAUACCUGCCGCAGACUACGGUACCCGCUCAAGCAUAUGCUUUUUUGACCAUGAUAAUCGAAUAUUGCAAUUUCUUCCUUGCGGCCCGAUGAAGAUUUGGGAUACCGAAACGUUGACAGUUUUACAAACUAUAGAGGCUCCUCACAAGAGAGCGACCAGAUGUUUUCCGCUUGAUAGACAGAACCAAAUUCUCACUUUCGAUGGCGAAAAAGAGAGGAUUUAUAUCUGGGAUGUGGCGGAUCUCAGGAAGAGCCAUAAGGUGCACAAUCAGCAGCCAUCGAUGGACUACCUCGCCAACAUGCAGGUUUGGGACACGGAAAAGGCGAUUUGCCUGCGGACCAUUCGCAUACACGCAAAAUCUCAGCACCACGAGUUGUACAGCCCGGAUCAAAUGCGCAGAAGAACCUUGGUAUCUGGUAACGGCAAAGUUGUCCUAAUAGGCGCUUCAAAUCACGAGAUUCAAGCCCGGAGCAUUACGACUGGUGCAUGCAUUCGAGUUAUCGAAGAUGAGGAAAAUAGAAUCAGCCCAGUGGCCCUAUCUCCUGACGGUCAACGCUUCGCCCUGGACACUGAAAAUUUGGAACAGUUCCAUAUAUACGGGCUCGACAGCAAUGUACCUAUGCGAGUCAAGAAGGAAACCAAAUGUACGUUUUCGGACCAAGCUCCCUCUUUCAAGGCACUAUUCUCACCGGAAAGUGCCAUUUUCGCAUACGUUGUGGACAAUGAGGACAUUGCUACCGGCGCUACCGUGGAGUUGAUUGGAGUCCGCAGACUCCAGCAACGCACCGACGUACGCUGGGUAAACCAGAGGUUUUCUUUUCACAUGGGAGAGAGCUCCCACGUUGCAACGCUGUGGGGAGUCAGAGAAUUCGCACAGGAUGACGAACAACUGAAGUAUGCUGGCUACGGCUUGAGCGAGCAUUUCAGGUGGAUAAUGAAGGGCUCCGAGAAAGUUGUAUACCUGCCGCCGGAAUAUCGGUGUAGGCCCGUGGUCAACUGA
Molecule: messenger RNA, 4320 nt
Organism: Beauveria bassiana ARSEF 2860
Lineage: Eukaryota; Fungi; Ascomycota; Sordariomycetes; Hypocreales; Cordycipitaceae
Product: WD domain-containing protein
Exons: 8
Coding region: 1-4320 (1439 amino acids)
Molecular function (GO): protein binding
Source: RefSeq, a predicted model, not a curated record